ACUGCCACCAAGCGAAACACGAGCAACAUGUAACGGGCAAGUAGAAACCAUACACCAUUUUAUGUAAUGGUAUGUGAAGGUGUAUAGGAAUACGUAUUUCGUAGGUUAAAUCUGAUGCGUAAAAGAGCAGCAGAUAUAUUCGAAGAGAGGCGAAACCUGCUGCGUGUAAAAGUGGGAGGAAAAUAAACUUUUGGAGGUGCUGAAAUGUUUUUGAUUAUAACAGAAGAGGCGAUUUAUGUUAGGAGUGGGAAUACAACUUACUAAGAAAGUGCAAGACGCUAUUCUGUAUCAAUGCUAAUUGACAGGCGCAACUUUAGGCGAUGGCGACCCAGACGGAAGAGAAAACGCACAGUGAGCUAACGAAUACGGGACAGUGAGCGAGGCCCACGGCUGGACAAGCCCUUCAGACCCGCCCAACAAUCGAAUAAUAUCCCAGUUGAACUUGGGGAAAGGGGAGAGAUUGGACAGCUAGCUUUACGCAGCGCAACGAGCUGAACAUAUACCCCGACUUCACUACAAGCAACUGAGAAGUGGAACUACACGUCUGCUGUGCGUAAAUUGGAGAUGAUACGGCUUGUUAUGAUUAACAACGUUAUCUAAAGGACGGCGAUAAAGGUAAAUACAGCCAGCUGAUGUGGCCAAAGCACUCUUGUAAGCUACUCCUGCGGCAACACGGCCGCUUUAAUUCAAAGCGAAGCAAGAGACGGAGGGAGUGAACACUUUUGGCGUUUAUAUUUUCUUAUCUACCUUUUAUCAAUAUGGGCGAGAAAGUCGACUCGAAACGAUCGACUCCGGUGGAAGGCUGUUUGGACGGGGAGAGCAGCAACCUCAGCGUGCUCAACUGGGAACAAGUGCAGCGCCUGGACGCUAUCCUGGCUGAGUCCAUCCCAAUCCACGGUCGCUGGAACUUCCCAACCCUUGAGAUUAAACCGCGGGACAUAGUCAAAGUGGUCCGGUGUCGCAUGGAGGAGAAACGCAUACAUGUCCGGGAGGUCCGCCUGAACGGUUCCGCGGCCAGCCAUGUUCUCCAUGAGGACAGCGGGUUGGGAUGGAAGGAUCUGGACUUGAUAUUCUGUGCCGACAUGAAAGGCGAGCUAGAGUUCCAGACAGUGAAGGAUAUAGUUCUUGAUGCUUUGCUAGACUUCUUACCCGAGGGAGUGAACAAGGAGAAGAUCACACCAGUGACCUUAAAGGAGGCCUAUGUGCAGAAGAUGGUGAAGGUUUGUAAUGACUCAGACCGCUGGAGCCUCAUCUCCCUCUCCAACAACAGAGGCAAGAAUGUGGAGUUAAAGUUUGUGGACUCUCUGCGUCGCCAGUUUGAGUUCAGUGUGGACUCCUUCCAGAUUCGCCUGGACUCCCUCCUCCUCUUCUACGAGUGCUCCGAGCACCCCAUGGCAGCCACUUUCCACCCCACCAUCCUGGGAGAGAGCGUCUAUGGUGAUUUCUCCGCCGCUCUCGACCAUCUACGCAAACGCCUCAUCUGCACGCGGAGCCCCGAGGAGAUUCGCGGUGGUGGUCUACUGAAAUACUGCCAUCUGCUGGUCCGGGGUUUCUGCGCGGCUUCUGGAACCGAAAUGAAACUUCUGCAACGCUACAUGUGCUCCAGGUUCUUCAUAGACUUCCCAGAGGUAGGCGAGCAGAGGAGGAAACUGGAAUCCUACCUCCAGAACCACUUUGUGGGUCUCGAGGACAGGAAAUACGACUAUCUGGCCACUCUGCAUGGAGUAGUGCGGGAGAGCACGGUGUGCCUGAUGGGCCACGAGAAGAGACAGACACUGGGCCUCAUCUCCUCCCUGGCCCUACGGGUUCUUGCCGAGCAGAACGUCAUCCCCAACACAGCCAAUGUCACCUGCUACUACCAGCCCGCCCCAUAUGUCGCAGACGGCAACUUCAGCAACUACUACGUGGCCCAAGUGCAGCACGUUUACCCUCAGCAGUACCCCCCUCAGCAGUACCCCCCUCAGCAGUACCCCCCUCAGCAAUACCCCCCUCAGCAAUACCCUCCGUCACAGUAUCCCCUUCCACACCAUCCACCUCCGCACCACCCCAUGUACACUGCAUGGAUGCCCUGCAACUGAGUGUGUGACAGUGGACACACACACAUACACAUAGUCACUCAUGGAACGAUAGGAUUCUCAUCCUAACAAAUGGAUAGAUCACAGGAUGAUGGUUGUUCCUCUCUGUAUUCUGAUAGAGAGAUAAAGAGGUGUAGUUUUGCUUUGGUUUUGAGCAGGAUGGAGAGGAGAGAAGAAGAGGCCACUUGGAUGUGGUCUGACCCUGGAGAGAAGGCUUUCAUCCAGGGCAGAAAGCCAGCAGUGGAGGAGAGGAGUGCAAAAGGAGGGGAGCCAGAACAAGGCUGACCUAAGAUGAGGCUGAGGUUGAAGCCAGGAGGCCAGUUUGUCCAUGGCUAUUAGCCAGUCCUAGAAGCCAGGCUAAACACCUUGCUGGACAAACAUGCACCGCCACAGAGUGACAAAUAUAGGAACAUUCGGCUUAGGGCUGAAUACUACCAGUGUUGAUGAUGCAGUGAAAUAAUGUACAUAACCACCUUGAUAGUGGUUAUGUUUUUGCAAGCAAUGGCUUGUAUUUGAGACGCUUGAAUAUACACUCACAUACAGUAUACUGCCUAAUACUCAUACAUGCAUCAAACACAGACACACUCUUAAACAUCUCACACACUAGACAGUGCAUACAUAUACAUUUACAUAGGCGCACACUGAGUGUACGGUGAAGGAAAGUGAUCACAGAGAAUACUGGAAGUUGUGUACACGUCCUGAUUGGUUGGCUAAGAAGACCUAGUGUUGACAUUUCUCUGACCAGGGAAAACAAGAAGUGAGACAGUCUGACCGCAGGCAAUGCAAAAGAAGAACUGGACAUUGUUUACAAACCAAAGAUCUAUCUUUUAGCUACCCACUAUUUGGCUGAACAAGGGGGGAAUGCAAUAUGUAUGUGAAUAUUUUUGCUUUAAGUGCCUACAUGUCUAAAAGGAAGAAAUAGGUUGUUAUAUUUUGUGAAUAAACCCAGGCCUGUUCAUUUUAGACAAAGGACCAUGGGCCUUUUAAGGGUGAUGAUGGUGUGUUACCUGUGUAAAUGAAUGUAUUUUGGACCAGAAAGGGAAACAAUGUGGAAUUGUUAUUGAAGUAGAGGGACACGGUUUUGACCUCUGACUUAGUGUGUCUCAUAUCGCCCAACUCAAAGUAUAAUUGGAUGAUGAGAGAGAGAUGGGUUAGAGUGCAAAAGAGAAAGGAGGGAGAAAGUAAGAGAUGGGAAGGGGAUCAACUCGCGAGAGAGGAGGAGAGUAUGUCCUGUAAACUCCUGCAGACUUGUAGUGUCUCUGUCGUCAGAGCAUACUGUUAGUGUUUUUACCAGUAGAGAGAGGGGCCUGAAAGUGUAUUUCUGAGAGAUAUUUUAGUGAUAUUCUAGAGUGUGUGUGUAUGGGAAAUAUGUGUGUUCACAAGGUGGAAAUUGUCCUUCUUUGCCAUUUUCUUCUUUGUGACAUUUCUGAAGUUUCCAUGUGUGAUGUGAGAAAGGGGGAGAGUAAGCAUUUUCACCUGUGCAAAGCUUGCACCUGUUAUUUUUAAAUAAUAAAACAUAAAAUAAUGAACAAAAAGUAAAGAUUAAGAGAAGGAUAUCUGAGUUAACAUAUCAAUAAAGUUUUUUUUAUUUUUUAUUAUCUUGUAUUCCCCUUAUAAAGAUGUUAGGUGCAAACUUUGAGCAUGUGAAAAUAUUGAGUAAAUCUAACCCUAUCAAUGCAGACACCUCACAUCAUUCUAUUAAACCUGUUCUCAGAUAUCUUAUUUUUGUAUCAAUCUCUAUUUUUUUACAUGUUGUUUGGCUCAUGCCAUAGUUUUCUUGAUUGCCUCAUUCCAAGAGGCUGUACAGAGAGAGUUUGCAUGCGUGGGAGAGUGUUAUUUCAAUAGAUUCUAUGGUUUUCCCCAAAUCCUGGUUGGAGGUUUCCUGGAAUCAGGAAGGAAUAAGAAGGAAAUCCGGAUCCUCCAACCAGGAUUUGUGGAAAAACAGGGAAUUUAUUGAAAGUUCCUGUAAUUUUGCAACCCUAAUGAGACUCAUACACACAAGGUUAAUGUUCAAAUGCAGACACACUUGUGUCUAUGGUGUUGCUCAUGCAACCUUUUUUAUUUUCUUAAUUUUUUGUUUAAAAACGUUAUUCUCUAACUAACAUGCAAAGCACACCGAACACGUUGCGUGCGUGAGCAUUGCAAAAUAAAUGUACACAUUCACCCACACAGCACGUGAACGAUUGUCUGCGUAGCCAAGCGCUAAAAUAGGACUUGGUUCUAUUUGAGACGCUCCACACGCUUUAAGUACCCUCCUUAUUCAAUAUCAGGAAGAUACAAACACACGUGGAUGCUUGAAAGACAAACGGGAAGAUAUUAAUUAUAGAUAACUAACUAGGGAUCCCUUUUAAUCUGUGGAUUAAUUGUCGGAGUAGAGAAGCAUAUUUGUAGCAAUUCUACAAAGAACCAGCUAAAAAGAGGACUAUACUGUAUGCAUAUCAGGUAAAUAAUAACCCAAUGUUCAUCUCCCAGGACAAACUAACUAGCAACUGCUAGCUAGCUAAAUGUCCAUGAAUGUCUCAUGUAUAAUAUAAUUCAUUCACAGUUGAUUUUGGUGUCAUUAUCGUGUCUGCGGACGCACACGCGUGGCUGAUGUAGUCAGCAUGUAAGAAAGAGAAUGUCUGAGUCUUAUUGUUGUGUAAAUGUCUGUUUUGAUUGCCAUCCAAUAUGGGAUUGGUCAAAGAGUUGGAAAUAAUGUUUAAAGCAACACAAGUGUCUAAGAUGAAAUACUUUAUCAUUAAA
Molecule: messenger RNA, 4817 nt
Organism: Coregonus clupeaformis (lake whitefish)
Lineage: Eukaryota; Metazoa; Chordata; Actinopteri; Salmoniformes; Salmonidae
Product: terminal nucleotidyltransferase 5A-like
Exons: 2
Coding region: 759-2078 (439 amino acids)
Biological process (GO): mRNA stabilization
Molecular function (GO): poly(A) RNA polymerase activity; RNA binding
Source: RefSeq, a predicted model, not a curated record